Molecule: messenger RNA, 897 nt
Organism: Cryptomeria japonica (Japanese cedar)
Lineage: Eukaryota; Viridiplantae; Streptophyta; Pinopsida; Cupressales; Cupressaceae
Exons: 6
Coding region: 175-672 (165 amino acids)
Source: RefSeq, a predicted model, not a curated record
UUCCACAUGAUCCAAAUGAAAUUCCAAUAGAUGAAAGACUCGCACAUAGCCUAUAAAUAUCUAUGGCCAUUGUAUAAAAUUAGGUAUGAAUGCAAGAUCCGCUCAGCUCAUUUUGCAUGCUACUCUGUUUUUGCUCGGCUUUCGUAAUUGGUUAGUUUUGGCUGUUGAAUUGUGAUGGAAGGUUCAGGCUCAGGCUCAAAAAGCUCAUACUCAAGCAAGAGUCCUCCUAUGGGGGCUCCUCCUGCUUCUUCCAUAUCUGAGCUCUUUGAUGGGUGUGCAUCCAAAUCUAGUGGUGGGCAUUUUGGGUUUGGUACAGAGUCCUCCAAGGUUGGUUUUACUCAACAAAGGGCAGGGGUUAUGGGUAGAGUAUCAAAUCAAACUGAGGGGACUGCAAUACGUAGACACAGUGAGGAGCAUGACGUUGGAAGUUCUGCCCGUAAUAUGAAUGGUAGCAAUUCACAAAAGGGUCAAAGCAAUCAUGGCAAGAGUCGGAGUCUAAGCGAUGCUUUUCUUACUUCUUCUUUAUGUUAUGGAGGGCGUGAUCUGUACAAUGAUCCUUCAACUGCAAAACCAGAAGGGUUGCAUGGGUUUAAAGAAGAUAAUAUGGACGAUGAAACAAACACACCCAAAGCUUCAAGAGGCAAUUGGUGGCAAGGUUCACUGUAUUAUUAAAACUUCAAGUCAGACUAUUUGCCUCCUGCAUCAAUUAGAAGAGGUACAGAUGGAAAUUACUAGCUGCACUCAGAAGUUCAACGAAUUCAACAAGUUGUCAGAUCAUAAAUUAAUUGCUAUCCUUCCGAACUGGAUUGCUCUACUCUUUUGUAAUAUGGACUGCAGAUUUUACGUUUGGUAGCUGCAGUUUUGUUUUGAAUCCAAAGUUAUACUUUUCUGAAUGCA